Benincasa hispida (wax gourd) is the source of this 2723-nucleotide messenger RNA. The record is from RefSeq and is a predicted model, not a curated record. NCBI's taxonomy places the organism in Eukaryota, Viridiplantae, Streptophyta, Magnoliopsida, Cucurbitales, Cucurbitaceae.
UUUGAAAUUUAGGGAGGGAAAUAACUUCCCUUCCAUAAUCUCUUUCAACUCACUACGUGUGAUUGUGGUGGUUAUGGGAUUUGGCUAUUCUUCAAAAUUUUUGGUUGAAAAUAUAAAGUGCUCUCUGUGAAAAAUAGAACACAGAAAACUCCCAGACUUCUUUUCCCUCCCAAUUUCCUCUCUAUCUCUUUUCAUUUCCAAAAAUCACAGAGCACAGAAACUCCUGUGAUUCUCAUCCCAGAGAAUACAUAAGGUUUCAAUUGGUGGUAGCCAUAGGUUUUCGAGUUCGUUGUAGUACGUGGCCAUUUUGGAGAAGAGGAUUCGUGAAGAUUUGUGAUCUUUAAAGGACCUUCGUCGGUUCCUUCAUCGAUGUGUUCCUGAAGUUGAAAUACAAUGCAUACUAUCUGAAUGUCAAAACUCCUUCUAUGGAAGCCACUUUGAAGGACACAAGACUGCUGCAAAGGUCCUUCAAAGUGGGUACUUUUGGCCCACUCUGUAAAGAUGCACUGACUAUGUACUUAAAUGUGACCCAUGCCAACCCACGUGUAAUAUAUCAGCAAGAAACACAAUGCCCCUUAACAACAUACUUGAAGUGGAACUAUUCGAUGUUUGGUGUAUUGAUUUCAUAGGGCUAUUUCCUCCCUCCUCUAGUCAGCAAUAUAUCUUGGUAGCAGUAAAUUAUGUGUCAAAGUGGGUUGAGGCAAUAGCUUGUGCAAAGAAUGUUGUGGUAGCCGUUUCAAAGUUCCUGACAAAGUACAUCUUCACAUGCUUUGGAACGGCUAAGGUGUUAAUCAGUGAUGAAGGAAUACGAAAAUCUAGGUGGUCUGAAGCAUUCAUUAUCAAGGAAAUCUUUCCUCAUGGAGCCUUGAAAUUUACUCGAGAGGAUGAAACAAAUGCCUUCAAAGUAAAUGGGCAAAGUGUCAAGCCAUACUUUGAAGGGAAUACGGAGCGUUGCAAAACAUCCAUCGACCUAUGUGAGCUUGCUUGAAGCUUGCAUUGAAGUCGUCCCUGUGUGCAGUCAGAUAUAUAUAUUCCAGGGACGCUUCCUUUUUCAUGCUUUCUUUUUUAUUUAUGUAUAUCAUGUUUUCUUUAUGUUCUUAUUUAAAUUUUUGUUUGAGUGAAGUUUUGAGAUUGCCUUUUGAAUGCAUGUUUUAAAACCAACUUUAUGGAUUCUUAAAUUAGGGUACUUGAAUUGGGGCGUUAGAGUUGUACCAAUGCAUAUCCAUACAUGGGAAGAAGAGGAGUUAUAUUGGGAGAUGGAUCAGUCAAGUAUUUGAGUGGCCCUAGGUGUGUCUCUUCAGGUCUGCAUUAAUUGCGUAGUCGUAACAUAGCUGCCAAAGGUCACGUUUGUCCCCCUCUCUCUCUCUUCAUGUGUUUUUCUAUAAAAGAGCCAAGCUUUCCCUUCCAAGUUUUCUUCUUCUCCUUCGAUAUUUUCGUGCCCUAACCCAUCUUCAGGCCUCUUGUUGUUCGACUGCAUCACUUUGGUCAUCAUCUACGAGAUUCCUUACCGGAAACCAUGUCAGACACUUCAGAUAGCCAAAACGAAUCAUUGAGCUUCACUAGAGAUAGUCUGGUAAGCUCGGUCUCAUCCCCAUCAGUUUCACCUUCCUCACCUUCAUCCUCACCCUCAUUUUCAAAACCCACUGUUUCAACCAAAGGACGGUCGUUUCAUCUUCCUCUGGAAAGACAACCGUUCAACCCAAACACAAGGCAGUGUGAUCGUCAAUCUCUUCCAAAACCCCUUCCAUUCCCCAACGAUCGUCUAUCUUCUCCAAAACCCCUUCAAAACCUAAACCUUUUGUCCCCUUAAACCCAAAAAUCCUAAGUGUACAACUCCCUCCAAACUGUCGUAGUAGCCUGCGACGAAAGGUCAUGCCAAAACAUCUGCCACAAAGCCCUAUAAACGGCCAGCCCCUCCACCAAUCAUCCCAACCAUCACACCCCCACAAUGUCGAUGUGUGACCCUGUGCCUGAACAUUUAAGAACUGCAUCAUCAUCUAUCGUGCAUCCGACGGUGCCCUUAGCCAUAGAACCACUGCUAGCUCGAAAGAUUUAUUGUUGCAAGCAAACCUCGACUAGACAAUAAAAUUUAUAAUUCACUAAAUGAACAACUUAUACUAACUGGUAUUUCAAGUAGUAAGUCCAGGGUUGAACCAUAGGAAAGCACGGAAGAUUAGUUUCUCGAAGCUCAUUUUUAGUUAAAGUAGUAAAAUAGGAGGGGGGGGGGGUUGUUUGGUGUGGCUAGGAAUAGGAAAUGAAUAAAAGAAAUAAAAUUCAAUGAAAGUAAAAUAUAGAAAUGCAAUUAACCACGAUAUUCUAACUCAGGAAAAUGGAAUGGACUCAUGCAAUUCUUGUUCAUCGAGUUAUUUAAAUGCAAAUUUAGGCUCUUGACUAUGGCUAGUCAAAUUGAUUGAAAUCCUAAUCAAUUGUCCUAAUUACCUAAUUAAUCAAGAUGCAUAGAAAACGAAUCCGCUCCAUACAAAUUGAUAAAUAGCAUUAAGUUCUAGGGAUAACACGAGGAUGAGUGUUUGACUUCCCAAACAUUCAUUGUGGUUUCUCUCUAGGUUUAAGAGCAAUACUAUUAAUUUUAGGCAAGAAAUUGCAAGCCUGUAGGAUUGUAUCAGCAACAGCGGAAGCAACAAGGAUCAUUAAGCACUCUAAUUCAUUAAUUUUGGAAAAAAUAAAGUAUGCUUUUGCAGAAACAAAUGAGUUUCAUGACAUAC